This is a messenger RNA of Malania oleifera, 1595 nucleotides long. Its product is annotated as thioredoxin-like fold domain-containing protein MRL7L, chloroplastic. NCBI's taxonomy places the organism in Eukaryota, Viridiplantae, Streptophyta, Magnoliopsida, Santalales, Ximeniaceae. Gene Ontology annotation, cellular component: chloroplast stroma. The record is from RefSeq and is a predicted model, not a curated record. Gene Ontology annotation, biological process: chloroplast organization; regulation of DNA-templated transcription. The coding region runs from base 136 to 1164 and encodes 342 amino acids. The transcript is spliced from 7 exons.
CGGCGUCGUUUUACAUCCAAAAAAGUUAUCCGCAUUUAUGUUCUCUUUCCACCUGCUCUCAGGUGACUCCCUACUUCCCCGCCAAUCCCGUGAAUUUGCCGGCGACACGUCUUCCAGUCACCAUCUCCGGUAGGAAUGGUGCUACAAGUUAUUUCAACAUUCAAAUGUUUUUUCUUGCCAAUGAAUGUGAACAGUAUUAAAAGAAUUUCUUCAUUCUCCAGUGUUAUUUCUUUAUCUGACAAAAAGCAGAAAAAUCCCAAGGUCUCUUCCUUGAGGACAGAAUGUUUUGGUUUAUUAUUACAGAACUCUGUAACCUCCCCAUUGCUGGGUGAUGAUUUCAGAAGAACUGGAUUAAGGGCUUCUAGAGCCACAGAUGACUCUAAUUCUGUUGAUGUAAAUAAAGAAGAAGAAGAAUCUGGCAGGAGUGAUGAGGAUGGUUCCUUAUUUAUGGAUGAGGAAGAGAGGCUUGAAUGGAGAAGAAAGAUUAGAGAAGUAAUUGCUAUGAACCCUGAUAUUCAGGAGGAAACUGACCCUGCUGAGAUGAUUAGGAAGACAGAAAAACUUAAGGCGGACUACCCCCUUGUUAUGGAGGAGGAAGAUCCUGACUGGCCUGAAGAAGAUGGAUGGGGUUUUAAAUUGGGUCAAUUCUUUGACAAGAUUACAAUCAAGAAUAACAGGAAGGCUGACGAUGAGAAUUAUGAUAGCGACAAGGAAUUGGUAUGGAUGGAUGAUAACUAUAUCCGUCCAAUCAAAGACAUCACUACUGCAGAAUGGGAAGAGGCUGUAUUCAAAGACAUCAGUCCUUUAGUAGUUCUUGUACAUAAUCGUUAUAGGAGACCAAAGGAAAAUGAAAAAAUUCGAGAUGAAUUGGAGCAAGCUGUGCACAUUAUAUGGAAUUGCAGCCUACCUUCACCAAGAUGUGUUGCAAUUGACGCUGUUGUUGAGCAUGAUUUGGUCUCUGCUCUGCAAGUGUCCACCUUCCCAGAGAUGAUCUUCAUUAAAUCUGGGAAGAUCUUAUAUCGUGAGAAAGUUAUUCGAACGGCAGAUGAGUUGUCAAGAAUAAUGGCAUUCUUUUAUUUUGGAGCAGCCAAGCCUCCAUGUUUGAAUAACAUUGAGAAUGUCCAAGAAGUAGUCCCAUGUGUUACAAUCAACAAUGCACAGUGAAAGAGAUACAACAGAGUGUGAGAGAUGGUAGUCAAUGUGACUUCAUGGUAGUACAGGUGCUCCCCUGGCAGUCCGGAUUAGGUGGAGCAGGCCCAUCGUACUUACAGACUCAUGUUUAAUCUAGCGUGGUCAGCCAGCCAUUGUUAGGUCCUGCAUUCAGGCCGCACAACCUAGUCAUAUGAGGGUAAUACAUGACAUCAAUUAACUACCCAUCUUGGGUAUUAUUCAUGUAUUGUACAAUUAUAUAAGAUGACUUUUAUGUAUAGUAAUUUUGUACGUUAUAUAAUGUUAUGAGGUAUCAUAUUUUAUGCAGAUACGAUAUCAACAGUUUUUACCAGAUUCGAUUUAUGUACUAAUAUUAUGUAUAACUCGAAAAUACUCAUGUUGCCAUACAUUGGUGUUAGUUUAUUUUUCUUACUGAGAGGUAUCUC